AUGUCGUUUUCCGCUCCGACACAGUCCACGUCAAAUCGGGCUUCUACGCAAGCAUCCACGGGACCCACGGUCAGCUCACUGCCCGCCUUCCCCAAUAUGGAAGAACGUUAUGACACGGUAGGUAAUCUGGCCAAACGGACCUUGAACAUCGAGCUCCCGGACACACAUCCGACGGCAAAUCGUGCUCUGUUUGUGUUCUCGGAAAACAAUCUGAUUCGGAAAGCAGCUCGAAGUAUCAUCGAGUGGGGAUAUCCUUUUCUUUAA
Echinostoma caproni is the source of this 264-nucleotide messenger RNA. The record is from the annotation of a GenBank genome assembly. NCBI's taxonomy places the organism in Eukaryota, Metazoa, Platyhelminthes, Trematoda, Plagiorchiida, Echinostomatidae.